Rattus norvegicus (Norway rat) is the source of this 6804-nucleotide messenger RNA. NCBI's taxonomy places the organism in Eukaryota, Metazoa, Chordata, Mammalia, Rodentia, Muridae. The record is from RefSeq and is a predicted model, not a curated record.
GGAAGCUAAUAAUUAACCCUGGAAUGGCUUCUGAUCUGCUGGAAGGCCCUUGAUUGGCACAUGAUGCUUUUCAGACGGGCACCUCUUAGAAAACCGAGGGAAUCGUUCGCUUUGUUUCUCAAUUUGGAAAGGUGUUGAAAUGGCCAUGACCUUCACAGGAAAAGGACUGUCCUUUGGGUAUUGUUUACGUUUUCUGAGACACCUGUUAAAAGCUCUGUGUCACCUUACAGUAGAGGAACAUGGGUAAUAAACAACCAUAUCAUUACCUGCAUUUCUAAUGUUGCAGAAUUAAUUGGGGAGAAAGGCGGCUUUUCUGGACCACUUCCUUCAUAAGAGGAAAUUCACCUCCACGUGAGCCUUGGGGAAUGCUUGUAAAGAUUAUCACAGAAGGGUUACUCGGCGGCCGUUAUGACCUCCCGGUUACGUGCGUUGGGUGGAAGAAUUAAUAAUAUACGGACCUCAGAAUUGCCCAAAGAGAAAACUCGAUCCGAGGUCACCUGCAGCAUACGCUUUUUAGAUGGCUUGGUACAGACCUUUAAAGUUAAUAAACAAGAUUUGGGCCAGUCACUUCUGGAUAUGGCCUAUGGCCACCUGGGCGUGACGGAGAAGGAAUACUUCGGCUUGCAACAUGGCGAUGACCCAGUGGACUCCCCCAGAUGGCUCGAGGCAAGCAAACCCCUCAGGAAGCAGCUGAAAGGAGGUCUCCCCUGUAUCCUGCAUUUUCGAGUAAGAUAUUUUAUACCUGACCCCAACACGCUGCAGCAGGAACAAACCAGGCAUUUGUAUUUCUUACAACUGAAGAUGGAUGUUUGUGAAGGAAGGUUAACCUGCCCUCUCAACUCAGCGGUGGUUCUAGCAUCCUAUGCAGUGCAAUCUCAUAUCGGAGACUUUAAUUCUUCCAUACAUCAUCCAGGCUAUCUUGCCGACAGCCAGUUCAUACCAGAUCAAAAUGAUGACUUUCUAAGCAAGGUGGAGUCACUCCACGAACAGCACAGUGGGCUAAAGCAGUCAGAAGCCGAAUCUUGCUACAUCAACAUAGCUCGAACCCUUGACUUCUACGGAGUGGAGCUUCAUGGAGGCAGAGAUCUACACAAUUUAGAUCUAAUGAUCGGAAUUGCGUCUGCAGGCAUCGCAGUGUACCGAAAAUACAUCUGCACAAGUUUCUACCCUUGGGUGAACAUACUCAAAAUUUCUUUCAAAAGGAAAAAGUUCUUCAUACACCAGCGGCAAAAGCAGGCUGAAUCCAGGGAACAUAUCGUGGCCUUCAACAUGCUGAAUUACCGAUCCUGCAAGAACUUGUGGAAAUCCUGCGUGGAGCACCAUUCGUUCUUUCAGGCAAAAAAGUUACUACCUCAGGAAAAGAAUGUUCUGUCUCAGUACUGGACUCUAGGCUCCAGGAACCCCAAAAAGUCUGUAAAUAACCAAUAUUGCAAAAAGGUGAUUGGAGGGAUGGUGUGGAACCCAGUCAUGAGGAGAUCCUUAUCGGUGGAACGGCUAGAAACCAAGAGUCUGCCUUCCCGGUCGCCUCCCAUCACCCCCAACUGGCGAAGUCCACGGCUCCGCCAUGAAAUCCGCAAGCCCCGCCAUUCCUCCGCAGACAACCUGGCCAAUGAGAUGACCUACAUCACAGAAACGGAGGACGUGUUCUAUACCUACAAGGGAUCCCUAUCCCCCAAAGACAGCGAUUCCGAAGUUUCCCAGAACCACAGCCCACACCGGGGGAGUCUGUCUGAAAACAACCCAGCCCAAAGCUGCCUGACCCAGAAGUCAUCCAGUUCUGUGUCUCCAUGUUCAAAUGCACCAGGCUCCUUCUCCCCAGAUGGAGUUGACCAGCAGUUCUUAGAAGACUACCACAAGGUGACCAAAGGAGGCUCCAUCGAGGAAGCCAGCCAGUACUACUGUGAUAAGAAUGACGAUGGCGAUGGCUACCUAGUCCUGAUCCGGAUCACACCAGAUAAAGAGGGAAGAUUUGGAUUUAAUCUUAAGGGAGGAGUGGAUCAAAAGAUGCCGCUUGUGGUCUCGAGGAUCAACCCAGAGUCCCCUGCGGAUACCUGCAUGCCGAAACUGAAUGAAGGGGAUCAGAUCGUGCUGAUCAAUGGCCGGGACAUCUCAGAGCACACUCACGACCAGGUGGUGAUGUUCAUCAAAGCAAGCCGGGAGUCCCACUCGAGAGAAUUGGCCCUGGUGAUCAGGAGGAAAGCUGUACGCUCGCUGGCGGAGAUCAGAUCGGAAGAUGAGCUGAGUCAGCUUUUCCCAGAAGCCAUGUUUCCUGCGUGUCCUGAGGGUGGGGACAGUCUGGAGGGAUCCAUGGAGCUGUUAAAGAAAGGUCUGGAAAGCGGUACAGUGUUGAUCCAGUUUGAGCAACUCUACAGAAAGAAGCCCGGCUUGGCCGUCACAUUUGCAAAGCUGCCUCAAAAUUUGGAUAAAAACCGAUACAAAGAUGUGUUGCCUUACGACACCACCCGGGUAUUAUUGCAGGGAAAUGAAGAUUAUAUUAAUGCCAGUUAUGUGAACAUGGAGAUUCCCGCUGCUAACCUUGUGAACAAGUACAUUGCCACUCAGGGACCGCUGCCACACACCUGUGCACAGUUUUGGCAAGUUGUCUGGGAUCAGAAGUUGUCUCUUGUUGUCAUGCUGACAACUCUCACAGAGCGAGGGCGGACCAAAUGUCACCAGUACUGGCCAGAUCCCCCUGACAUCAUGGACCACGGCAUCUUUCACAUCCAGUGUCAGGCAGAGGACUGUACCAUUGCUUACGUGUCCCGAGAAAUGCUUGUUACAAACACUGAGACCGGGGAAGAGCACACAGUGACCCAUCUCCAAUAUGUCGCGUGGCCUGACCACGGCGUGCCUGAUGACUCCUCAGACUUCCUGGAGUUUGUGAAGUACGUGAGGUCCCUGCGGGUAGGCGGUGAGCCUGCCCUUGUUCACUGCAGUGCGGGAAUAGGUCGAACAGGUGUAUUGGUCACUAUGGAAACAGCCAUGUGCUUAAUUGAGAGGAACCUGCCUGUUUACCCACUGGAUAUUGUCCGGAAAAUGAGAGACCAGCGCGCCAUGAUGGUGCAGACAUCAAGCCAAUACAAGUUUGUGUGUGAAGCGAUUCUUCGAGUGUAUGAAGAAGGCUUAGUCCAGACGUUGGAUCCCAGUUAGGACAACUGUGAAGUGGUCAUUCCUCCUUCCCUAGGGCGACUUCCUGAACAAGGGGACGCACAUUCCCCUGGAGGCCUCCAGAGAUGCUGGUCACUGUGGGAAAGGGAUGAGCUUCUCCGAACCCAGGCACUUUAAAUUUCUGUGGAAAAGAUAUCCUGUACAUAAGAACUGAUAUGUAGAUGUGCAUGCAGCUAUGACUCCUUUGGGCCCAGAGAUAAGCAACAGGGGAUCUCCAGUUGGGAACUGUGUUUCUCCCUACAUAUCACCGUCCCCCGUCAUCCAUCCUUGAGCAGUGAAAGGGGACACCAGCAGUGCUGUUGACACCCCUCCCACCAGAAGCCAGACAACGUGGCUGCUUGUGGUUGCUCAAGUGUUUUGUGUGUUGUUCUGUGUGGGACUCCAAGGGCUGAACUUGCUUGGCAAUUGGUGUCCAUUACCCCUGACACCAGGGAAAACUCAGAUGAAUGUAACACAGGCAGGGCACAAGGGACUUCAGGCCGGAGGAUAAACAGGAUCUAUUCUGCCCUCCCUCCCUCCUUCUGCCUCAUCUCUACCCCUUCUGCCACCCAAAGCACCCCGUUUCCCCACCCCGAAUUCCUUCUCUUCAGGAUCACGCCCAGUGCCUGAACCAGUCUCAUGAUGUAUGUUCAGGUGAAUUCUCAGCCGAGACUGGGAACCAGACUCUGCAUAAUUCUGAGUCUCAGGCUUUGGAAGCAGGCGAGCCUCUGCUCACCCCCUACUGUAUCCUCGGACUCCAUGACUGGAAUCGCCGACUACUGAAUCUCUGGAUUGCUGCUACUUCAAGCUCUCACACUUGAAACAAGACGAUUUUCUUGGGGGCGGGGGGAUGAUAGCAUCCAAAUAUUCAGAAUUUUAGACCCUUCUGAGAAAUGACCUUCUAGUAAGUGGCCAUGAGAAACACUGCUUCUCAAGAGUGGUGCGUGCGUGUGUGUGUGUGUGUGUGUGUGUGUGUGUGUGUGUGUGUGUGUGUGUGUGUGUGUGUCUGUCUGUCUGUCUGUCUGUCUGUCUGUCUCUGUGUGUGUGUCUGUCUGUGUGUGUCUUUGUAUGCCUGUAGGUGGGUGACUUUCUCAGGAUUCCUAACUUGAUUCAAAUUAUUGUUGAGUUUAUGUAAAGAAUUCAUGUCUAUACAGAAGAACAAGUGUGUUCGUUCACCCUAGGUUACAAUGGUCUCCAUUUCAUUUCAGAGGAGAGAAUCAGGCUAUCUGAAUAUAAACACAAUUUGAUGUUAAUUUAUUCUAAGUACUCUGGGAUUUUGAUUGUCCUAAAGAAUUCUGCUCUGUGAAUACCAUGUUAAUUUUUUUUUUAAUUUGUGGCAGGAUUGUAGCGAAUUAUUUAAGGAAAAUAAAUUACAUGAAUGCUUUAAGGUGGUAUUUUUAAAUAGCCGUUUUUAUGUAUUGAGAAGAAUGUCAGCAGGUUUCUUAAUGGUAUUAAGGGAAAAGGAUACUUUAACGUUAUCAUGUAUGAAGACGAAGCUACAUAGAUACUUACUUAACAGGUACGGGACCAAUUAAAGCAUUUUCUAGUUGCAAGAUGGGUAAGGACCUGUAGAAAGGAUGCCAGGUUGUUAAACGUUCUUUAUUUGCAGGCUCAGUUUAUGUGUCUACUUCCCCUGCCUGUCUUUUUACCCAUGCACAUCUUAAUGCUCAGUGACAUGAGUGGAAGGUGCCCAGUGCCCUGUACAAUGAGAAACUGGAAUUUGGUUCUCUAUGCCACUCAACAUCAGGGAGCCCUCAGUCUAGGAACUUGGGAUCUGUGCCUCUUUCUGUGUCCAAUAAAGAGAACCAACACUUGGGACUUGAGGGCACUCAAGAAUUAGAUCACACUAUGAAAACUAAUUUCCACCCUCUGGAAUUUAUAAACCAGUGCCACUGAAGUCCUAGGAAGGUUGACUUCUUUGGUUGACCCUAAGUGCAUCAGACAAGUGAAACCCACCGGGAUUUCAUAGAACAGUGUUGGGGGGAGGAGUGGGGAGCACAGAAGACAGAGGACUGAUACCUUUUCUCAGCCUGGAUUCUGAGAACGCUCUCAGUAAAGCACCGAAAAGAGGAGGAGUAGAGAGGGUGCUGGGUGCAUUUCAGUGGUACCAGGCUGUUUAACAAAUCAUCAUUGUUUGAUAGAAAUGUUUAUCACCACCCUGUGGGCAAACCACUUGCAGAGUCUGAAUGUCCUUGGAGAUUGUUUUAUUAUUUUUCUGGAAACAAGUUGUUGAGUGUGGUCAUGAAAAUGCUGCUGUUAGACUUACAUAAUAUUCUGUGAAGCUUGAAAAAGCUGCAACUGCGCUCGCUCGCUCUCUCUCCCUCCUCCUCCUCCUCCUUCCCUCCCUUUCUCCCUCUCCCUCCCUCCCUCUCUCUCUCUCUCCUUCUUUCCCUUCCCCUCCCCCCUCUGCCAUUGUAUGGGGCCAGCAGUUCAGACACAGCAGUCAUUGCCAGAAACAAAAUCCGUGGGAUCUUGAGAAGGACAAGACAAGAAAAUGACCCCAAGGAGCAGAAUGCCCAGGUAAACUGGGUCAUUAUUACCACUUAAAAACAAAAGCUCCGAGCUCCCAUUUUCCUGCAUCCCACACUUCACGGUUGCUUUUAAGAAGCUAUGUUUCAUCCUAAGAAUUGCAUCAGGAGCAAGGCUAAAUAUUUUGCCUGGAAAAUUUGGCUGGUUGUGAAUGGAGAAGGUAUUUAUAUCCUACAUUCCAGCACCUUCCCAAAGAGCAGAUUAGACACCCCAGUGUACUUCCUUCAUCCGGGUGGGUUCCCUGCUGGUACCACUCUCCAGAACCCAUGCGUGGUGUGUUGAUUUUCCAGAGAGAAAAAUUAAGUGAAGUUCAUUUAGUGGUGGGGAGGCAGGGUGGGUGGAUCUCCAGCGUGUAGCGGUAUUUGUACUUUCCAGGGUGCCUUGGGACUUAAAUGUGCCUCCAAGACUUGUGAGGUUCUCUCAAUGCUGUGCUCUUGAUUGACCCUCUCCCCCUCCCCCCUGCAUGCCUUUAUCCUUCAAAGUUACGAUGGGGGGUGGGGGGGAGUAAGUAGCCUCUUCAUCCUCCCAAGGCAACCGGGAGGCAGCAUCAGCAGGGAAGAAUUAAUGGGACGUAGUCCAGACCUGGGCCUGGGCGUCAGCCCUCAGCCCCUCAGCCAGUUUCUGUUUGCUUGUGUUGAGAAGUGCUGAUGACUGGGUAGAACAGAUGAGGUCAGUCACAGGUAUAUUUCAGGGAAACAAGAUUCAACCUUAACCCGAUCUGAAGAGCUGGCACAGAGAAACACCCGGUCGGUCUGUGACUUGUCCCCAAGAGAUUGGUUUUCUCAGCCCUUAUCACUGUGGAAUUGCAAAGGUAGAGAUCACCACCCUCCUGGUUCUUCACCUGUCAUCCUAGAGCAGACCUAGAAAAGACGGCCAAGUCCCUUGUGAGCUCAGCCUGAGCAAUCAAACCCCGAAGACUGAGAAUAGCAAUGUCGCUUGCUUGAUAGCUCUCGUACCACUGGAGCAACCACAGGACUGUGCUAAGCCAUAGUUUUGUAAAGUUAUCUUUAGUCAAUCAGCAAUAUGUGUUCCUGUAAAUUUGGAAUGUUUUUCAUUCUGACUUGUUGUCAGGGACUCUACUGAAAAACAACUUGAUCAAUAUAAAAGCGUCCGAGCUAUGCAACACUA